Messenger RNA from Lodderomyces margitis, 1164 nucleotides. It is a transcript of the gene SGT1, whose product is annotated as co-chaperone. Gene Ontology annotation, molecular function: protein-folding chaperone binding. The transcript has a single exon. Bases 1 to 1164 code for a protein of 387 amino acids. Lineage: Eukaryota; Fungi; Ascomycota; Pichiomycetes; Serinales; Debaryomycetaceae. The record is from RefSeq and is a predicted model, not a curated record. Gene Ontology annotation, biological process: protein stabilization.
AUGGCUAUUGAGAAAUUAAUUAAGGAGGGUGAUGAGGCAAUCAAGUCAAAGGAUUACCUAGGUGCAAUUCAAUUGUUUUCGCAAGCCAUUAAAGAAAACCCACAAGCGUUUCAAGCGUUUCUUAAGCGAUCAGUAGCAUAUCAAAAGUUGAAGAAUUUGGAUCAAGCUAAAGGAGAUAUUUCCACUGCGUUUACAAUUGCAAAUGAUAGAGGAAGAAGAUCUGAUAUUGGGUUGUGCUAUUUCAAGUUGGCAUUGGUGUAUUACCAGGAAAAGAAGAUAAAGAUGGCAUUGUCCCAAUUUAAGAAAGCACAAGAGUACGAUUGCAAGGAGUCCACUAUCGAGUUUUGGAAGAAUAAAUGUGAGUUUGACUUGAAAAACCACCCGGAGUGGGAUGUUGAGGAAAGCGACGAUGGUGACGAUGAUGUUGAUGUGUUUCAAACCCAAGACCUGGAUGUGGUUGAGGAGAAAAAGAAGGAUUUGCCAAAAAUUGAGGAGCUAAGUGUAGACGAGGACGAGACGAAGCCACCAAAGGAGCAGCGGGAAAAUGAUGCUAAGGGAUCGACAAAUGUCGACGUUAUCAACAAGAUUGCUCCUUUAAAUGUCAAAAUUAGAGAUGAUUGGUAUCAAACUAAUGAGGAGAUUAUCAUUACAAUUUACGCUAAAAACGUAAAGGAGGAUAAACUAGAUGUUCACUUUGAGCAAAACUCUGUAUCGAUAUCAUUCCCUGGUGCCACUGGAUCCGAAUACAAUUACAACCUUGAUCCAUUAUAUGCCGAAAUUGACGCUGCAGAAUCCAAAUACAAACUUUACUCAACCAAGUUGGAAAUCACAUUGAGGAAGAAGGAAUCGGGAAAAUGGCCAUCGUUGGAAAAAGAGCAAGAUGCCUCGACUCAAGAAGAACCUAAUGCUACUGCCUAUCCUUCUAGCUCCAAGAAGAAGAUCAACUGGAAUAAUUUUAAAGUAGAUGAUGAUAAGGAUGGUGAACAAAAGGACUUUUUCCAAACUUUGUUUAAAGAUAUGGAUGAAGAUUCAAGACGAGCCAUGAUGAAGUCCUAUGUGCAGAGUAAUGGUACCGUGUUGACGACUAAUUGGGAAGAGGCGCGAAAUAAAGAGUUUGAAACAUCGCCACCGGAAGGAAUGGAGGCAAAGAAGUGGGGAGUAUAG